CAUAUAGUUAGGGGAGUAGCUCGGCCUUAGUAAAGAAUGAAGAUGAAGAAUGGCGGUGAAGAUCUCCAGCCGGUCGUCAGUCGGUGGUCAACCGUCUUGGGGUAGAGGCGAGGUGCGUCAUACGCUCCUCCAUUGCUCCACGACAAUCGUACGUGCGCCUUCAAAACGCGAGAUUAAAUCGACCGAUAAUUCAUCGAAAUCCUGCACAUCACGUCGAUAUUAUUGAAUUAAUUUUUCGGCGUGAUUGAUCGAGGUGUUUCGAUUUUUUGAACAAUGUGAGGACCAAAAAUUAAGGUCAAUGUUCUGCGGCUGAAAGUGUCCCACGGUGACCAGAGACUCGAUAAUAUUUCAGACGAGAAUUAAUUAAUAACUCGUCUGAGUGGCUCCGGAGAUCAACGUACUCUGUGCACUUUUAUUCAUUCAAUCCGGUCCUCAGUUUUCCUAUUUCAUCAGUGAAGCAUCAGCUCAGGAGGACGAGGACUUCCGGACGAUCAGCUGAUUGCUCUUGAAAAUCGUUAAAAUGCGACUGAUAAUUUUUUGACGGAUUAAAGUCAAACAAACUCAAAAGUUAAUUCAUCAUUCAGUGGAUACAAACGUCAGUGUUUACCGUGACAUUGAAGUGGAUAAAACGAGAGAAUGCGACAACCCCCCACACGCGUACCGCAUAAAUUACAACAGCAGUAUUACGCAUAAAUCAACAAACAUUAUAUUCCCUUGUCGAUUCAAUCCCUCGUACAGUUAAUGUCCUUUUGUUCGGGUUAAUGGUAAAACGUCGGUGAAGGAUAUGACGUGACUCGACGUCUGCCCCCUGAAAUUGGAGUUGAGGGGUCCACAAGGAGAGGAAAUCUCUCGUUCACUGUGAAUAUGAAAUGUUUUUGUGAAUUGAACCUGUAAAAGUUAUUAAUAUUUAAUUUUUAAAAUGGCAUCGAUGUGCGGCAGCAGCAAGAGCCACCCGGCAUUAUCGGCCAGCAGUUACUACCGGUCUGGGCCGUAUCCCUAUCAGAAUGAUUAUUAUCUGCCAGGCAGACCAGCGUGGUCGAGAGUGCCUCCGCACUCUUCCAAAAAGAGUCACAGAAAUGUCAAGUGGAAAAUGGACAGUGCACUGCUUAUUGUUGCUGCAAUUAUUGUUCUCUUCGCAGUAUUGGCUAUUGCAGGACUUGCCCUGUGGCUGGGAGGCAUGCGAUCGGAUCCAAAAAAUUCUAUGCUCGUGUUCUCCUGCAGUCUUCGAGUCGCUCGGGGCGAAAAGUAUAAUCCCAUGCUCAAGCUAAAUACAAGUGGUGUCUUUCGUGAAAAGGAACGCAAAUACAAGACCAUUUUCGAAUCCCUGUUCAGAAGAAGUGUCCUUGGGCCCUCUUACAAGCACACAGUCAUAGACAGAUUCGAGAAUGGCACGCUCAAGGUUUUCUUCAGGUUGUACCUGGACAGGAGGAAGAUACCUCGUAUAAUCAGCAAUGUCGAGGACACCAUACAAGAUAUUAUUGCUAAAGAAACUUACUCGGAGUCUUCUGUCUUCCAGGAUAUGGAGCUUGAUCUAACUAGCCUAACAGUUCGUAGACUGAACACAGAGACCUCCGAGCGCUUGCAGAAGCCAUCAAUCUCCCAACAACGAAACACAAUGAUAACCAAGAACGGUGUAAUGCGUCCCCCAAAUCGUACAAAUCUGCUCACGAGUCCCCGAACGAAGCCAAAACCUUCCCGAAUCGAACCAAACGAGGAGAACAUCGAUCUCAGCAACAUUCCAACCAUUCAGGGCACAUACCAGGCGACCAAAGUUAACACAACGACCCGCGGCACCCAGAAGACCGAGACAAAGAUAGCAUCGGGUGCGAUAAGCAUAAAAUCAGAGUCCCCACCUACCCCCACCCCCGAUGCCCCUCAACAACCAAAAAAAACCAUUACACCUGCACCAAACAGACUCCACUCGCCCCCUAAUAUCGAGAAGAUUGAUGAGAUCGAAUUGACUGGCGCAACAGUGACACUGAAAAUUCCAGAGUCGACGAGUCCAUCAGCUGUCACUAUUCCAAAGACAUCGACAACAGAAGCUAAUGACCCUUUCAAGGUCUUCCCUAAGCCGGAGUUUGAGGACUCCCCUUGGAGGCCGAUAAUACCGACAUAUCUGAAUGCAGACCUGAAACUUCCAUCACAAAUCACCCCAGUCCCCCCGGAAUUACGAGUAAAUCCGAGCACACAAGUGGCCGCAGAGACGGAUCACCGCAUCCAAUACGGAAUUGCUAACGCGAAUCCCUCAAAGUUAUCGAACAUCGAGGCUAUUUCCCUGACGACUGGGUCUCCAACUGGGGACAUAGAGUUGAGUCUCCCUUCGGUCAGCCUGAGUCCCCUGGACAGUGACUUCGAUUUCCCCCACGAUCGCAUCGUCCCCGAGGAGAUGGUCAAUUUUCGCCCGAAUGGUAAAUUCAAAAACAAGAUUCCAGUUGUAGACGAGAUCGACAUGAGGCCGGAGCUCGAAAUUUCCGGGCAUUUACCCGAGGAGACAUUUGAUCUUCAUUUGGGAACAGCCUCCAUCCCCUCGAGACCCCCAAAUAUCCCCCCGGUCUUCCCACCGACGAGUCCCCCGGUCGCUCCAGAAAUUAUAAAAACAGGCUUUCAACCUCAGAGAGUAAAGCCCAUCCUCACAUCAACAGAGAAAACCGAUGGAACACCCAUAGUACUAUUCCCUGACCGACCCGGACCUAUGAAAAUCUCGGGUAUUGGGGUAGCCGAGCCAGUAUUGGAUCUGGAGAUUGAUCUAGAGUCGAGAAAUAAAUUCUCGAGCAUUCUACCAGCUGAUCCCCCCGUCGAAAAAAUCAUGACAGAUCGAAAAGUCGAUCAACAACUCGUAUCCCCGGUUUAUACCAGUUACAGAACCCCAGAUUUGAAUGGAGGCGCUAAGCCCAGUCUUAUCGACAAUCCCGGGACUCUAAAGCCAUUUAAGCACACAAUCCCUGUUGAUAAAAUUAACCCGGCAAUCGAUGAUCCAACGAGUCUAGCGUUUAAUCCCGAAGCUGUGAAUAUAAUGAGAGACUCGAUAAAAACGGAGAGUCCAGUAGGUCUUCUCCGAAUUCCAGAAGAAUCAACGAAUUUUCCUGAAAUGUCUGACGAGUCCUCAACAGUACCUCCUACAAUCACUACGGAAGACGAUAAAAACGACGAAAUUUCCGAACCAACCACAGUAAGAAUUAUUUCCACAACUCUUCCUGAACUGGAAAUAAUCCACGAGAAAGUGAUUCCCAAGCCGUCGACCCAAAUCCCCCCAUUAUCUGACAGUUUCCCGCGAAAUUCGACCUUCAUCGCAGUAGAUACAGUCGAAUAUAGGCCAGACAACCCUGAAAUCCAGCCGGAAUCCUCCAUCUGGACGGCGACCAAUGACACAUCUUCCGAGCCUAGUCAAAAGACCUACAACGACACCCUAAACGCAAACAUAGUGAAAAACAUUGUGACCUUGGGUCCAGUAAAGAGCAAUACAGGAGUGGGCCGUCCAAUUCGUCCCAGGCCCAAAAUCGACAAAGAUAAGGUGACACGAGUGCUGGAGAAAUCGCAGCAGUCCCAGAACGUCAGUCUAACAGAUGAGGAACUGUUGAAGAAGCUGUUCGGCCUGCAGGAGCUCAUCAGAGAGUCCUCCAAGGAUCCAAACACUCCCGUCGACGGAAAUCGAGCGAUUGAGAGCAUCGUGGAGGUGGUAACUUCAGUCAGCACUAGAGUCUCCACCAAGGUUCGGACGGACAAAGUUGUCCUGAGCUUCGACGUCACGAAUUCAACGUCAGCCCCAGUUACGAGUGAUCCACCUGGUGAGUAUGAGGAUAGCGCGAACGUCGAGGAGAACCGAUCCUUCCAGGGGAUGGUAAACGGGGGAUUGUUGGACUCGAAGUUGUUCGUUUGGGGAAAUGAGAAGGCUGAGGUUCCUGGACCCCUGCAACCAGUCGAUCGGAGGAUCUCCACAGCUGAGGAGAAAGAGGCCCUGUUAGAGCAGUUGAAACAGUUUGCGGAGGUCAGAGCUGGCGAUGACCUGGGAUCCAAGAAGAGAAACACAACGAAAUCAGCGGCAUUGGCAGGACCGCAGAGUUCAGAAGAAACGGAGAGUUCUUUUUCUGGGAAUUUUGAUGAACUGAAGAAACUGGCGGCUGUUGUCACUGGAAACAAGACCAUCAGGCCAAUAUCGUCUACUAUACCUACGACACUGAGUAGAGAUGGGGUCGAGGUGCUGACGAAAAUACUUCACAAGGUUGGGGAGAAGUCAAACCGACUUAUUCUGACCACUGAGAAACCAGAGGUCAAUGAGACGGAGUGCAAGGGGUUCCUCUGCAACGAUAACAAGUGUCUACCAUCAGCUGGACGCUGCAAUAUGCUGGGGGAGUGCUCCAAUUCGGAGGACGAAGCUAAUUGCACAUGUGCUGAUUUUCUCAGGGCACAGCAACGUGAGCAGAAGAUCUGCGAUGGUGUACCAGACUGUUGGGAUUACUCAGACGAAACCCACUGCGAUUGGUGCACGGACGGUCAGUUUGUCUGUGGUAACAGCCGAUUCUGUAUUGAUCAGACUAAGGUAUGCGAUGGUUAUCGAGAUUGUCCGGGGGGUGAGGACGAGAAGAAAUGCGCCGCACUGAUUGAGGAUGAAGAGGAAGAGAUGGAAAAAAGGGAAUCAAUGGAUAUGGUUAACGAGGAGAAGAAUGUGAAUGAGAGAAUGGUAUCGAAACCCUUAAUCAGGGAGGGAAUGGAAUACAUGGAGGACAUGAAACAUUCAGACGAUCAAUUAGCAUCGGAGACAGCUGCUUCAGAGACGACAACGUUGAGAGUUGUUAGUGGUGAAAUAAUCACGAAGGAGAAGAAAAGUUAUGAUGCAUUUGGGGGGAAGGGCCCGAAGGUCUUCGGGAGGGAAGUCACUUCAAAUUCUAAAAACGAUUUGGGUGAUUCCCAGAAGUCCUCGUUUCACGUAACCAGUGGCAUUGGAAUUAUGAUGGGGAAAACUGAUGUGAGACAAGAAAUCAAUGCGUAUCGAGACAGAGGAUUCCUUAGUAUCAGGAGAAAUGGAAAGUGGGGAAAAUUGUGCUUGAAUGGAACUGAUAAUUUGCUGGAGGAUAGGAGAACCUCGUGGACUAUCGAGGAUCUGGGGAGAGCUUUCUGCAAGGCGAUAACUUAUCAGGAUUAUGAGAAAGUAGAGAAAAUAACUGAGGAGGGGAAGGAUGAGGGUAGAGUUUACUACAGUCUGUUUUUGAACGACAGGAAUUCUGAUAAAGCGAGCCUCACGUUUAGGGCUUCCGACUGCCCUAGUAGGGAGGUCUUGAGGGUCAAAUGCAAAAAUUUGGAGUGCGGGAUUAGAACACAGACUACGUCACAAGCUCGCCCCCUUAUCAAUCGUCACUCCAGAAUUGUGGGGGGUGGCAGUUCAACGGCGGGAAGUUGGCCCUGGCAAGUGGCACUUUACAAAGAGGGCGAUUAUCAGUGCGGCGGAGCUUUAAUCAAUGACAAAUGGGUCCUUUCAGCGGCCCACUGCUUCUACCACACGCAGAACGAGUACUGGGUAGCUAGAAUCGGUGCAACUCGAAAGGGCAAUUUUCCGAGUCCACACGAGCAAAUUUUACCACUGGACCAUGUAAUUCUCCAUCCGGAGUAUGUUGACAAUGGCUAUAUCAAUGAUGUGGCUGUUCUGCGACUCGAGAAACCGGUUACGUUUAGUGAUUAUGUCAGGCCGAUUUGUCUGCCUGAUAGGGAACCCAAGAGUGGAACAAGCUGCACUGUUACUGGUUGGGGACAGCUGUACGAAAUUGGCAGAAUAUUUCCUGAUACUCUACAAGAAGUUGAAUUACCACUGAUUUCGACUGAGGAGUGCCGAAGAAAAACUCUGUUCCUCCCUUUGUACAGAAUAACAUCGGGGAUGUUAUGUGCAGGACUGAAAGACGGCGGAAGGGAUGCCUGCAUGGGUGACAGUGGUGGACCACUGGUUUGUCAAGGAACCGACAACAGAUAUAUUUUGCAAGGAAUUACCUCAAACGGCUAUGGUUGUGCAAGACCAGGCAGACCCGGUGUCUACACCAAAGUCCAUCACUAUCUCCCCUGGAUAGAGCGUACGAUAUCAUCAAAUGAUUUUCCGUCCUCAAUACCAACGUGCAAAGGUCACCGUUGUCCCCUGGGCGAAUGCCUUCCAAAAUCCCGCAUUUGCAAUGGCUUCCUCGAGUGCUCCGACGGUAGCGACGAACGAGACUGUAAAUUUAAAUAAAUUUAUCAUUUGUAUUAUGAAGAGUUAUACCUCGGCGUUCAUAUGAAGUAAAUACACCGAUGAACGUGAACUGCAUGAGGAUAUGUUCAUUAUCAAGAGGAAUAUUGAACGUUUAAUCGUUUGUGCAAUACGUAGACAUUUAAAUCAUAAGACUGGCAUAAACCUACGUGCCCUUCUAUUCAAUGCAGCAGGGAAGCGCCCAGCAGCUCGUGUAGAGCUUCCUCCUGUUCUCAGGACUAUGUCUGAAUCUAGGAGAUGGUACACACUUCGGUCAGACAUCUUUUCUCGAGCUAUCACUUAAAGCGAUAAAAAGGGCCGAAAAAAAUAUCUGCCCCUGGAAUUCUGAAGUAUUUAUUGGACAUGAACAUUGGGAAGAAAUUAAUUUGAAGCGCUUGACCCAGUAUUUGCUGAAUGGUCAUUGAAGAACUCUGGGUGUGCAUACGUCAUCACAGUUUAUAUUUAUACCAUUGAUGAUAACAUAAGUAAUUUAAUAAUAGCAGGAAAUUUAAAGUAGUUGAAAAAUUAAUGUAUCAUUAUUUGUGAUAACUUUUGUAUGUGGUAUUACUAAUGGAAAUUAAUACCUGUCUCGCUGGUUUUUAUGAACAAAAAUCACUGAGUCACGUCUGCGUAAUUUCCUCAUUGUUUAUUUUAAUUUCACGAUCUUGUCUCAUUUUAUUAUUUUUGUAUAUAUAAACGUGGUAAAUGAAAAAUAAAUAUUUGUAGUAAAAAGGA
This is a messenger RNA of Diachasmimorpha longicaudata, 6940 nucleotides long. RefSeq lists its product as uncharacterized. Gene Ontology annotation, biological process: proteolysis. The transcript has 11 exons. NCBI's taxonomy places the organism in Eukaryota, Metazoa, Arthropoda, Insecta, Hymenoptera, Braconidae. The record is from RefSeq and is a predicted model, not a curated record. Bases 920 to 6208 code for a protein of 1762 amino acids. Gene Ontology annotation, molecular function: protein binding; serine-type endopeptidase activity.